Cotesia congregata is the source of this 312-nucleotide messenger RNA. Lineage: Eukaryota; Metazoa; Arthropoda; Insecta; Hymenoptera; Braconidae. The record is from the annotation of a GenBank genome assembly.
AUGGGUAUUACCAUUCAAAUAAAUAAUUACGAAAUUGCUAAUGGAUCUACAUUUACAUUUAUCUGGCAGCAUUGUUACCGUCGUAUCCUCAUGACACCGAGUAAAGCGGAGCGGAAAACUUCCAUGGGAAAAGACUGGCACGGACCAUGCCUCCGGUGUGAACAUUGCAACAAGACCCUGGUAGUCGGACAACAUAAUGAGCAUGGAGGAAAACCCUACUGCCAAAAACCGUGUUACCAAUUUCUUUUUGGUCCUGAAGGAUGUGGAAAUGGAAGAAACAAUAGUUAUGAUAGUUACGGUGCCAAGAAGUGA